Xenia sp. Carnegie-2017 is the source of this 839-nucleotide messenger RNA. RefSeq names its product protein ARV1-like. The coding region runs from base 25 to 747 and encodes 240 amino acids. Gene Ontology annotation, biological process: sterol metabolic process; regulation of plasma membrane sterol distribution; intracellular sterol transport. Lineage: Eukaryota; Metazoa; Cnidaria; Anthozoa; Malacalcyonacea; Xeniidae. Gene Ontology annotation, cellular component: cortical endoplasmic reticulum; Golgi apparatus. The transcript has 7 exons. The record is from RefSeq and is a predicted model, not a curated record.
UACACCCAAUAUGGCGGCGUCACAAUGUCAGUGACAGUCGAACAAAAUGAGAAAGUUUGUGUUGAAUGUGGGAAAGAGUCUGGAGAAAUUUUUAAAGAAUUCAAAGGACGAAGCUUUAAACUCUGCAUUUGUAAAUAUUGCAAUAGCAGAGUUGACAAAUAUGUUGAAUUUGACACAGUUCUUGUGUUUCUGGAUAUAAUUCUACAUAAAGUUGCAGCAUAUCGACAUGUUGUGUUCAAUAUAACUCCAAAGAUACACUGGCAACUUGGAAUCAUCUAUCUUCUCUGCGAUACUUACAUCAAAUGGUACAACAUAAAGCAUAAAAAAUCACGUGACUUUGGCACAAUCACCGAUUUCUCUGUCCUUGAAAUGCAGUUUUACUUCAUGUUUAUUUUGUCAUGUUCUGAGGCAAUUGUAUUUUUGUCAGCGAUUUUUGCUGAAUUGUGGAUAUACGCCGCGCUAAAAGAAACAUCAGGACCAAGUAGAUUUCGUGACGUACUUCGUGUGCUGUUGUUGUCAAGUUUUGGUAAAUUGCUGGCGUUUCCUGCCGUAGUGUGGAGUCAAACUCACAAUGCCAUAUAUCUUAGCGUCGCCAGACUUUUUAUAGUAACGUCAAAUAUCGUCGCCUUGAAUGUUAUUUUGAAAGAAAUGUUGGCAGCUGUAAUUAUUGUUUUGGUCGGUAAUGCCGUAUUGUACUCUUUCAUAUCUCUUUAUGAAACAUUUCAUAUUCACGAGUAUCUAAUAUGAAUUGUAUAUUUAUGAAAUGACCAAAUGACUCGUACUAAAAUAACAAUGUAGUUAUGCCCGAAUAGCAUUAAAGGAAUUUUCUUCUUUUCAAA